Myzus persicae (green peach aphid) is the source of this 1339-nucleotide messenger RNA. Its product is annotated as KRAB-A domain-containing protein 2-like. The record is from RefSeq and is a predicted model, not a curated record. Bases 434 to 1339 code for a protein of 301 amino acids. NCBI's taxonomy places the organism in Eukaryota, Metazoa, Arthropoda, Insecta, Hemiptera, Aphididae. The transcript has a single exon. Gene Ontology annotation, biological process: DNA integration. Gene Ontology annotation, molecular function: nucleic acid binding.
CGUGGUAAAAGACGUCAUUCCCCGGUAAAUUACAUCAUUUACCUAAAAAUUGGUAAAUGUUGUAAAUGCAGACAUUCCCCUUGUUAUUGUCGUCAAUCACCAGUUUAGUUGGAGAAUGAUGUUCAAUACUUUUAUGUCGGUGUGAACGAACAGCGAUAAGCGUGUAGGUGCCAAAUAAGCUUCGUUAGUUAAAAAUAUCAUGACGGAAGUAGAUAAAUAAACGAAAAUCCCAACAAGCAAUAACGUCGAUAACCCGAGUAAUAAUAUGAGAUAAUCUAUUAGUUUAUUAGUUAGUAUCUACGGGAAUAUUAUAGCGAGUUGUAUAUGCGACGAGUGUGUGUUUUAUAAUAUUAUUUGUAAAAAUUUGUGUCACCAGUGAACAAAGUGUAAUAAGAGUUAGAUUCAAUUAUAGUGUUAGUUUUAUUUAAUAAUUAUGGAGAACAAAUUUAGAGCAGAAAUCGACAAAAUUAUUAGCAGUAAAAAGAGAGACGACAACAUAUUUUAUUUUAGUUCUGAAGAGUACAACAACAAAAUCCAAAAAAUAAAAGAAUUAAAAAUUGGAACACUUAAAAAAACGGUAACGAAUAAUAGACUUAUACGUAAAUAUGAUGUUGUGUCAAUUGGGGGAAAAGAAAAAUUGAUUAAGCCUAUAGUUGAUAAUGAAUCUGACGUUUUAUAUUACGUCACAGUAGACGAGUUGUUUGAAGUCAUCCAUACAGCACAUUUAGCAGUAGGUCAUGGUGGUAGAAAUAGGAUGAUGGCUGUGUUAAAAACAAAAUAUUGUAAUGUGACAACGGAGGCAGUUAUGGCAUAUUUAGGUUUAUGCAGUAAUUGUCAAGUAAAACAAUCAAAUCCGAAAAGAGGGCUUGUGACAAAACCAAUUUUACAUUCCGCAUUUAAUUCAAGGGCGCAAAUUGAUUUGAUUGACAUGCAAUCUCAAAAUUAUAAUAAUUAUCGCUAUAUAAUGAAUUAUCAAGAUCAUUUAACAAAAUUUGUUAUUUUAAAACCUUUGAAGACAAAAAGGGCCGAAGAAAUCGCUUUAAAUCUAAUAGAUAUUUAUACAAUAUUUGGUGCACCCGCUAUACUCCACUCGGAUAAUGGUCGUGAGUUUGUAAAUUCUAUUAUAACAAAUUUAAAUGAAAUGUGGGGAGACGUCAAAAUUGUGCAUGGCAAGCCUCGUCAUAGCCAGACCCAAGGAUCAAUUGAACGCGCGAAUAGGGACGUUGAAGAAAUUUUGGCUUCUUGGAUGGCUGAUAAUAAAUCAAAAGACUGGCCAAUGGCAUUAAAAUUUGUGCAAUUUCAAAAAAAUCGGGCUUUGAACUCAGGUAAGCUAUUCUAA